Molecule: messenger RNA, 2737 nt
Organism: Sphaeroforma arctica JP610
Lineage: Eukaryota; Ichthyosporea; Ichthyophonida
Product: serine/threonine protein kinase
Exons: 4
Coding region: 1-1962 (653 amino acids)
Biological process (GO): protein phosphorylation
Molecular function (GO): ATP binding; protein serine/threonine kinase activity
Source: RefSeq, a predicted model, not a curated record
AUGUGCCCCAGCGAUGAAGUCAAGACGCGUCUACGGAGAGCAAUAGAAGAAAGAAGGUACCUGGUGACUGUUUCGAGGUUUGCAGACUGCAUUCGAGUCGCGCGGAUGGACAGCAUCGCACUGACAACGCCGGAGUUCAAGCUAGCCAUUCCAGCAAGCGACCCAACCGGUAACAAGGAAUUCCUUGCCUACAUCGUUGAUGCAGAUGCGUGCUAUAAGCACAUUUUGCAAGUACGACAAAUACGGGAACCAGUCAUUAAAUUGGUGAUGGAGUGCUGCGCCGUAUUGCGCGAUGUACAGAUAGGUGCAGAGGCUGGGGGUGAGCGAGAUUAUCUCAAAAGGGCCGAGGCAGCGCUAGCGACUUUUGACACUUUGCAAUCACAAAUUCGUAGUGGGAAGGAAAUAGUGCCUGACGUUAUCUCUGAGCGCAAUUGUAUGCGACAGCGUUGUCUUGCUCUGAUUGAGAAUACACUACAAAAUCGCUCAAACGAUCCUCGACCAGAGAUCGGUGUGCGUGCAGCUGAGGCACUCAGCAAACUACGCACACGGCCACCUGUACCGAAUUCGGAGUCAUCGUAUGUAAACGACGACGAAGAUUUUCACAGGCUAUGCAAGGACGCAUGCAUCGCAGCGGAGACCUUUGCCGCUGGCCUUGGCCAUAACACCUCUCAAAAAAAGACGUGUGACAUGGUCGCAGACAAUGCGCGUGAAACGAUUCCGAGAAUGCUGUUGCGAGGGCAUGAGUCUGAGUCUGCCGACAAGAUAACUAAAUGGAGGUGUCUUGAGCAGUGCUUUGCUGGUCUCGCGGAAGAAUUGGCAUUUCAAAGGGAUAGCGCAGAAAAUGUGACCAAGGCUUCCUUACUAUUCGGAAUUUGUGUCAGACUAGAGACGGCUUUGGAUGCUCUGGUUCCGGAUGUAAUGGAGAUGGAAAAACUGCGAGCAGAAUGUACAAACAAUACGCGUGUGCGAAAGCGAUGGGAUGCGCAAAUUGUGCUGGCAGGAAACGAGAUCGAGGAAGCAAGACUGCGCGAAGAGUUUGGUGUGUGGGAAUCAAACACUCGGAGGCGAGAUAAAGCUGUUGGUCAAGAAGUGGCUGCCUGGUUGCAGUUUGCAGAUACACACUAUCCCGAACUUCUGCAAAAUGCCAACGUGCGAACAACCUUCACUGGAAAAUACGAGCUGGAAUGUGCGGCACAGGGGAUGUUGCGUAGAGACGACAGUGCCGUUAACUAUCAACUGGUGAGGUUGCUUUCAGACAAGAAGGGUCGGCCCGUGAGACUCGUCACCGACUUUGAGGGCAAGCACGUGGUACUGAAGUCCUACAGCCUCACCACCAGCUCACACUUCUCGCACUUCAUGAGGACGUGUAGUAAACUGGGUGCACUACGGGGAGUGAUCAAUAUUGUGCCGGUCAUUGGAGUGUUCACUGAGGAUCAGUGGGGACACGUGCUCAUGUACUACUACAGUGGCGGUGAUCUUGCGGCAUGGAUAAAUGGUCACCCAAAGAGAGAUCCAAAGUUGUGUCUACGGAUAGCGCACCAAGUUGUAGCUGCAGUCGAGAGCUUGCACACUCGGGAUAUUGUGCACUGCGACUUGAAGCCCGAGAACAUAUUCUUGACGUCGAAGUUAGAGGCUGUGCUGGGUGACUUUGACGAUGUGCGAGACGCAGACUGUACUGUAACGACUGCAAGAGUGACGCGCAAAUACGAAGCACCCGAGAUACGUAGCGGAUUGGUGAGCAGGUUUGACAAGAGUGCAGACGUAUAUUCACUCGGCCUGGUGCUGAAAGGACUAUUCAGUGGUGUGAGCGUGUCUGAUACUUGUACGGCAGCGACUGGCACGGCAAUCGCCACACUCGUUGCCCAAAUGACGAAAGAGAAACCAGCUGAGCGUCCAACACUGCCUGAAGUGACAGCUAUGCCAAUGUUUAAUGAGUGCUCGGCUGUGUGGGAUUUGCUGUGAAGCAUAUAUUGCAGCGGAGAGUCUGGUGUUUCGCAAUGGGCACGUGACAUGCAACGGCUGUGUGAACGACUGGUUGCGAUUUGACCUGACUUACUCGAGCUUCAUCGCUCGGAAUGCUGGACUACUUCCAUGUUCAAUGCAGAUGAAUGGUUGUGAGAAAGUGUGGGAACCGAAAGUAUACGCCGCCCAUGUUGAACAGAGUGUAUUUGACGAAGCCAUGUGCCUGGUAAAUAAGCCAAAGGCACGCGAAGAGCUAUUGAUCGAACAAGAGCGUGAAGCUGCACAGGAUUGAGGGUUUCACCACAUAGCCGACCAGAUACUGACACUGAGAUGUCCAGAAAUGGGCCAUGUACUUGACGAGUCUUUCACAAAUUGUUUUUCGUUGACCUGUGAUACGUGUCCGCGUGGUAGUAACGAGUUCUGUGCUUUCUGUUGGAAAGGCUUCGGGCGGGAAACGCAUGCGCACGUGCUGAAAUGUCAUCAGAAUCCGAACCCGGGAAGGGUUUACAACGCUUUAGAUGUGUUUUACAAAAUUAAGCGUGAGGAGCGGUCGCAACAACUGUAGAAGUACUGGGGUACGAUCAAACUGGAUGAAAUGGCCAAGCAAAAGCUUACAGAACGGGUACAUCCACUUCUGAACCAGCUGAAGCCAGAGGGUACAUACAAAUCCUUGGCAGAUCUCGUGGGAUGAUUCAUCCCUGCUGACAAAAUUUUGGGUUGAGAUAUACGUUCCCAACCUACCUUACGCUAAAAAGUACCAAUGAUUUGUAUUCGC